GGAAGAGGUGAACCAUGAGAAUAAAUGAAUCAACAGCCGUGUCCACGGCGCGUGCGCUGCUUGUCCCCUACGACCGCCACCAUGUCCUGACCUACCACGCAUGGAUGGAAGAUCCGGCCAUCCAAGAAGCCACCGCCUCGGAGCGGCUCACCCUCGACGAGGAGUAUGAGAACCAGGCGUCCUGGCGUGCCUCACAUGACAAGCUCACCUUCAUCAUCUGCCAGCCUCUGGCGGAGGAGGGAGGAGGGGCCGAUGGAGGAAGAAGCAGGAUCAUCCGGGCUGGCGAACCCGAUGCUCCCGAGAGAAUGGUGGGCGACGUGAACCUCUUUCUGUACCCGUACGAGGAGGAUGACGCCGAGGGCGGGGAUGAAGAAAAGCAGACGCCGACAGCAACGCACAUUCAGUCCUGCGUAGGUGAGGUCGACAUCAUGAUCGCCGACCAGCAACACCGCGGUAGGGGGCUCGGACGGUCGGUUGUCCAGGCCUUCCUGCAGUACAUCUCCCGCCACGCGGCCGGCAUCAUGCAGGAAUAUGCCAAGGACAAGGACAUGCCAACGCCGCCGAAACUGAAGCUGCUCAUGGCGAAGAUCAACCAGGGCAACGCGAAGAGCAUCGCGUUGUUCAAGAGCCUCGGCUUCGAGCAGGAGGGGGAGGUCAACUACUUCGGCGAGGUGAAGCUGGUGCUCCGGGACCUGGGCAAGUUCGCAGAGGUGGUCCCAGAGGAAUACGCAGAACUGGUCUAUUCGAGAGAU
Molecule: messenger RNA, 752 nt
Organism: Thermothielavioides terrestris NRRL 8126
Lineage: Eukaryota; Fungi; Ascomycota; Sordariomycetes; Sordariales; Chaetomiaceae
Exons: 3
Biological process (GO): protein acetylation
Molecular function (GO): N-acetyltransferase activity
Source: RefSeq, a predicted model, not a curated record